UGACCUUAUUUUUAUGUCGCACAUUGCUAUUGAUGUCUUUGUUGUUUUUUCAGAUAUUUAGAUUAAAAUAGGGAUUGAAUAGUAUAUAAGAAAUUGGUGAACCAAAUUAAAAAAGUAAUAUGUCUACACCAGCUAGAAGAAGAUUAAUGCGUGAUUUUAAAAAAUUGCAAGAAGAUCCUCCUACUGGAGUAAGUGGGGCACCGACUGACAACAAUAUAAUGAUAUGGAAUGCUUUAAUAUUUGGUCCAGUUGAUACACCUUUUGAAGAUGGAACGUUUCGAUUGACUAUAGAAUUUACAGAGGAGUAUCCGAAUAAGCCUCCUUCUGUUAAAUUUGCUUCAAAAAUGUUUCACCCAAAUGUUUAUGCUGAUGGCGGAAUAUGCUUAGACAUUUUACAAAACCGAUGGAGUCCCACAUACGAUGUUUCAUCGAUUUUAACGUCAAUACAAUCACUUUUGGACGAACCAAAUCCGAACAGCCCGGCGAAUAAUCAAGCUGCACAAUUGUAUCAAGAAAAUCGUCGAGAGUAUGAGAAAAAAGUUUGUUGCAUCGUUGAGGAAAGUUGGAAAGAAUGUAAUUGUAGAUAUUGAUCCAUUUGGCCGAUUUUAUUUUGUGUGCUUUUUACAUUAUGUUUUAUUGAUACCGUUGUCAAGAUUUUUUCUUUAUUGUAGCAGACAAUACUAUAACUAACUUUGGUAACCGCUUAAAAUUAUCUUUCUAAAAUGUACAGUAAAGGUAUAAGUGAACCACCCAUGCUUGCGCUUGCCAUAAUGGUGUGGUCAUAUCUACGCAUGCUUCAGAAAUAUUUCACCAUAGAAAAGUGGUUGUAUAAUUACGAAUAAAAUUUUUCUGUAUAAUUUCCACAGUAAGCCAUUGUGAAACAAAAUCAUGAUAUGUAUCUACUUGAUGAAAAUGUUGAUAUAAAUUGCACAAAACAUUGUUUUCUGUCCAUAGAUUUAGAUUCUUAAGAUUAAUAUUGGUCUUUCAAUAUAUUGGAAUCCAUGAGAGCCAGACUAUUUGAAACAACGCUAAAAGCUCAUUUGUCUUAAUCAUAACGAAUUUAAAAACAAUGAUAGUUUCCUGGUUUUUCCAUGAGUUGUAUACUUCUAGUUUUUUCUUUACCUCUCAGCACUUUGUUGAAGCCUAAGCUAAACUGUGUGAAUAGCAAAUAUGUAAUAAACACUUAAACACUCAAGAUAUUGGCAUGGACGAUAUAAAAAGAACGUCAUUGUUACAAUUACAAUUAGCUUCUCAAUACCAAAAUCUCAAAUGAAACUUGACUCCCAAGUCCCAAGUGACUUGUCUCCCAAUUAAUGUUUAAAAAUAAUAUUCAAUUUUUGUCUCAAUUUUGCUGGUGAUUAUAUGGAGUGUACUAUUCUGCAAGUUUUCUAGCAUAUUGGAAAUUAUGAUUGUAAAUAUUAUUUAUUAUCAGAAACAAAUGUUUCAUUGGGCUUGCUUGUUUUAUAUGAUGAAAAGCUCACUUUUACACAGUGAAGUUUGAGCCAUCCAUCACCCAUGUUAAGCAAAAAAAAUCUAGUUCAAGGUUUUAUCAAAAAGAUAUCCACAGGCAAAACCAAAUUAAAUCAACACAAAUGAUACUCGCAACAUAGAAUAGUUUGUAUAUUGGAAACUUCUUUGCUCUGUGAAAUAAAUUAUUCUAUUAUGAACUUA
This is a messenger RNA of Styela clava, 1671 nucleotides long. RefSeq names its product ubiquitin-conjugating enzyme E2 A. The record is from RefSeq and is a predicted model, not a curated record. NCBI's taxonomy places the organism in Eukaryota, Metazoa, Chordata, Ascidiacea, Stolidobranchia, Styelidae.